AUGGCAGUCAACGAACUUGAAAGCGAAGGCGCUCUGCGAACAGUGAAAGAUCUCACUGCCGGCGCUGCUGGCGGUAUUGCGCAGGUUCUCCUUGGUCAACCAUUUGACAUUAUCAAGGUCCGACUCCAAACCACCACAAAUUACUCAAACGCCUUCGAUUGUGCCACAAAAAUUUUGAAGAACGAAGGUCCGUUGGCGUUUUACAAGGGAACUUUAACACCAUUGGUCGGAAUUGGUGCCUGUGUCAGUGUCCAAUUCGGAGCUUUCCAUGAAGCACGGCGACAAUUCGAAGAAUUGAACGCCAAAAAGGACCCCCGUAACACAUCUCUAUCUUACCCACAAUACUACCUUGCUGGAGCUUUCGCUGGCAUUACCAAUUCUGUCAUAUCCGGGCCCAUCGAGCAUGUCCGCAUUCGGUUACAAACGCAACCACAUGGCGCCCAGCGGCUAUAUAACGGGCCAAUCGACUGCAUCCGCAAACUGUCAGCUCAUGAAGGCGUUCUUAAGGGUAUCUAUAGAGGAGGUCUCGUCACCGUAUUCCGAGAAGCCCAAGCCUACGGCGUUUGGUUCCUCAGUUUCGAAUAUCUCAUGAACUGGGACGCAAAGCGCAACAACAUUAAGCGAGAAGAGAUCUCAGCCGUCAAAGUGGCAACCUACGGAGGUCUUGCAGGUGAAGCUCUCUGGCUAGCAAGUUAUCCUCUCGAUGUCAUCAAGAGUAAGAUGCAGAGCGAUGGAUUCGGAGCCCAACAGAAAUAUGCGGGGAUGACCGAUUGUUUCAAGAAAACUUUUGUGACUGAGGGAUUGGGCGGGUUCUGGAAGGGAAUUGGACCAACGUUGCUCAGAGCAAUGCCAGUUUCUGCGGGAACAUUCGCAGUCGUUGAACUUGCAAUGAGAGCUCUUGGAUAA
Histoplasma mississippiense is the source of this 906-nucleotide messenger RNA. RefSeq lists its product as hypothetical. Lineage: Eukaryota; Fungi; Ascomycota; Eurotiomycetes; Onygenales; Ajellomycetaceae. The transcript has 5 exons. Gene Ontology annotation, molecular function: L-ornithine transmembrane transporter activity. The record is from RefSeq and is a predicted model, not a curated record. Gene Ontology annotation, biological process: mitochondrial L-ornithine transmembrane transport. Bases 1 to 906 code for a protein of 301 amino acids.